Messenger RNA from Stylonychia lemnae, 2838 nucleotides. Lineage: Eukaryota; Ciliophora; Spirotrichea; Sporadotrichida; Oxytrichidae. The record is from the annotation of a GenBank genome assembly.
AUGACGAGUGAAUACGACGAUUUGCCUCACAAAAAUGGAGGGCUGAAGAAUAAGCUUAGCAAAGGAGGAAAAGGCAUGAGUUCUCAGAAGAACAUUUCAAAUAACGAUCUUGACUUCGAAAGAAAUGCUGCCCAAAAUUAUGAUAAUCAUUCUCAGCCAAAAAGAGGACAAUCUCAGUCUACAGCAACCCAAGAAAGACAAAGAAAAAACAUGUCAUAAUAGAAAAAAAAAGAGUCAAUGAGCAAAAGUGAGUGGGCCAUUAGACUAGCCCUUAUCAGUAAUAUCAAGCAGCAGCAUGAGUAUUUCAUUAAUAUACCUCUAAGGGAUGUUGAUAAUCUAGAUAUAAAAGAUCUAAUGGAAUAAUCCAAGAAAAUUGUGUAAAAUCAAAAUCAAGAGCAAGAGUCAAACCAGUAAAAGUUGUUUAACAACCUUGGCAAAUAAUCUACAGAAGUUAAAGAAAGAGAAAAGUUGCAGCUAAACGGUAGUCAAAACACGAGGUAUAGCGACCCAUACAGAAUAAAAUGGGAUAUUUUUGUGAUAUAUUUAGCAUUUUGGAACUGUUUCGUCAUUCCAGUCGAUAUCGCUUUCAUUACUGAAGAAACGAUAUUCUUGACAGUUAUUGAUCAGAUUAUAAACGCAAUAUUCUUAAUUGACAUCAUUAUCAUUUUCCGAACUACUUACUAUAAUAAAAGAGGAGAAGAGGUCUUUGACUAGAAAGCAAUUGCACUAGAAUACAUCAAAAGUGGAAGAUUUUUCUUUGAUUUUCUAGCUUGCGUGCCUUUUGAUAGAUUCAUAUACACUCAAGGUGAUGCUCUAAAAGCCUUUGGUGUUUUUAAGCUCAUUAGAAUAUCAAGAUUGUCCCAGAUUCUUCAAAAGGUAGAUCUUAGAGAUGAUAAAAAAGCCCUGAUUUAAGUUUUGCAGCUACUUUUGUAUCUAUUGAUGUAUGUGCAUUGUACCACAUGCCUUUGGUGGUACAUUGUGACAUUUGAUAACUCAUGGGUUCCCCCAAAAGAUAUCUAUCUCGGCAAGACUGAUCUUUAUGAAAAGCCUGUCUCAUUUUAGUAUUUCAUGUGCAUGUAUUAUGCUAUUAUGAUUGUUGGAAGUAAUGAGCUGUUCCCUGCAACCACAUUCUAGAAGUUUUACUUAGCUAUUAUGAUGUUAGUGGGCAACUUGAUUAUCGCUAAUAUCAUUGGAGAGAUGGCCGUACUUAUGCAGGUCAUCACAAGAAGGUCAUCUGCUUUUCAUGAAAAGCUAGACAUUGCUAAUACUAUAAUGUACAACAUAAAUAUUACUAGCCAUACUCAAGAUAAAAUUAGAGAUUUUUUCUUCACAACUAGGACUACCUUAGAGCAGCAAAAAGAGUUGAACACUUUCUUGGAACUUAUCUCUCCAAGUUUGAGAUAAUAAGUAUCUCAGCAUAUAUUCUAUGAAAUUUUGUUGAAAAAUGAAAUGCUAAGCUCCCUCUUUUAAAAACAUAAGUAUAAAGAUGAACCAGUCGGGGAAGGUGGCGACCACUAAAUUGAAAAAACUGUGUCAAUUAAUAAGGAUAUAAAACUGGCCAAUGAAAAUAAAUUCAACUCACCUUUGAUGUUUAUCAUAUAGAAUUUGGAAAUCUAAUUGAACAGACCUGAGGACGUGAUAAUUCAAUAAGAAAAUACUGACACUGACAUGUACUUCUUGGCUAGAGGUGAAGCAAAGGUUAUAAUGAAGGAUAAGUAAGGCAAGGAAUUUCAUAUCAGAGACUUGAAGGAAGGAUCCCAUUUUGGAGAGAUUGCAAUGAUCUAUAAGACUAAGAGGACAGCAUCAGUGAUUUCACUCAAUUAUUCAACAUUCGCUAUAUUGACUGAGGCAAAGUAUAAGGAAUUGACUCAAUACAUUCCUGAGUUGCAAGGAGCCAUUAAAUCUUACAUAAAUAGAUAUAAAGACCCAAUCAAGAAAAAUAUAGUGAAAAUGAUAAGCAGAAUUGAGUUUAUCAACAAAGAAUUCCCUUAGAACUUGCUUACUCAACUGCUUUACACAACUCCUUCAAGAUAGUAUGACAAAGGCUAACUAAUAUUCAAGCCAGGUGAUAACAUGAACACAAUUCAGUUGAUUGAAGUUGGCAUAGUUGAGAUUUACAACUACUUUGAGGGAAAGAAGUUCGUGCUUGAGAGGCUAUUCAAGGGAAGUGUGAUAAAUUACAGGAAUCUGUUCUUAGACGAUGAGCCAAUGCAGGUCUAUGCUGAAUGUCUAACCCUCUGUUAUAUUCUUGAAAUAGAAGAGGACAACUUAGUCUCAAUUGUUAAUCAGGACUAAAAGACUUAGAAAAGACUGUUGACAUAUCAAAACGAACUUCUAAAAACUAAUCUGGUCUAUGCACUGGACUAUGUGGUUAUCAUACCAGCCAGUAUCAUGGAUAAGCACUACAAGCCAAAGAAUCUAUCCCUUGAAUCAUUUAGGAGAAUGACGCGAAUGAAAAAUGUGGUGAUGAGAAGAAUUAUUGAAAUCAGAGAGUAGAAAGCAAAGCCUAAGCUUCAAGAUUUGCUUAGUCAUUAUCUUGGUAAAGACAAGAAUUAAGAUCCUAGUCUUACAGAUGAGCAAAGAAAAUAGAUCAGAGCUGACAAUAUACUCAAACUUAAAAAGAAGUUGCUAGAUCUAUAUGAUGAUCAAAAAGAAAAAGGGCUCUCAGAAAUUGAAACUAUUUAAAAGGCAAUGAAGAAUAUCAAGAGAAAGUCAGACGCCUAGUGGUAGAUUAUUGAGAGCUUGGACACAUCUAUGAACGUGCUUAAGCAAAUUAGAGAGGAGAAGGAUAGGAAGAAUCUUUAAUUAGAGGAAGAAAUUCUAAAAGUUUAAAGUUGA